CUCAUUCUGGUUAUUGUUUCAACCCUUGUGACAAGGACCGUCCAUCGCUGUCCGCUUUACCGCCCUCGCUUUCUCUCGAGUUGGACGGUCUCGUCCCGCUCAAUCAACCAUGGCCAUGGAUCAGAUUCCCGGCCAGAAUAUCUACAUAGGAGGCGUUUUCGCGCUCAAGAACAAAGCGGCCCUGAGUCGCGCGAACAUUACCCACAUCCUUUCAGUGGUCAAACUACAACAAGUGGAUGACAUCUUCGAAUCGUAUCAGCAUCACCAAAUCGAUGUAGAUGAUAUGGACGAUGAGAAUCUCUUAGAGCAUUUCCCGUCUGCCAUCAAAUUCAUUCAGUCCGGCCUGGAUGCUGGCGGAAGCGUGCUUGUUCAUUGUGCGAUGGGGAAGUCCCGCUCGGCCGCUGUCUGCGUUGCCUAUUUGCUCCACCAACAGCCCAGUGCACUAACACCACAGUCCGCCCUUGGGGUGAUUCGCCAGAGUCGAGCAUUUUGUGAGCCAAAUGACGGGUUCAUGGAGCAAUUGUCUAUCUACCAUGAGAUGGGCUGUCCGGAUGACGUUACCAGCCAUCCUCUCUACAGUCGUUGGCUUUACCGUCGCGAGGUCGAAGACAGCGUAGCAUGCGGACGGGCGCCGGAGAUGAAGUCCGUGCUUUUCGAAGACGAGCAGCAGAGAGCGCAGGAGGCCACAGAUCGAACAAGGGAAAUCAAAUGUCGUAAAUGCAGGCGGACGCUGGCAACCACGCCAUUCGUCAUCCCGCAUGGACAGCAACAGGGCGCGAAUGCAUCGAAUGAUUGUGCCCACAUCUUCCUACAUCCGCUGACAUGGAUGCGUCCGUGCCUUUUCCCCAACAGCGCCCCUGACGCUUCGCCUUCCGAAGAGGCGCCGCUCUCCGGCCGCUUGACUUGCCCGAACACAGCCUGCGGGUUCAACAUCGGCAAGUUUGCGUGGCAGGGGAUGAAAUGUAGCUGCAACGAAUGGGUGGUACCCGCCAUUGGGCUUGCCAAGGCCAGGGUUGACAUUUUUGAUCGAGUCAACGCGGGACUUGGAUCGGGGAGGUUGCCGCCGGCAGCGUUGGGCAUCCGGUUGCCGCCCGGUAUGAGACCCAAUAGCGUUGACGAGCCAAAUGGGGGGCGAGGAAGUCUGUGAAGACGCCAGACAGUGACGAACACACGCUAAAGGCAAAUCAGCGUGGCUGAGCACAUCUCAAAUUCUCAGGACACGAAGGAUCGCUCGAGCACUUUAAAAUCAAAUUUUAGAAUAUUUAGCAGCCACAUUUAACGCGAGGCCUUGCAUCCACAUACGUCACGUGGGAUUACGAUCAUCGCCGGCUCUCUUCACUAAUUAGGCCGAGAGCCGGGGAUAAUCUCACAAAGAUCAACGCCACGAAGCCUAUUAUCUUCAUUGCUUCUGUUUUCUUUUUUCUUUCAGGGGCUGGAAGCAGUGGGCCCGUUCGAUUGCCAAGAGAAAAAGGAAACAACAAAGUCUAGAUCGCUAGAUGGCAAGACGUCCGACGCCUUGGAAAGGGGACUUGGUAGACCAGAGAAGCGAACUGCGGGCAGUCCUGCAGUCGUUGGAAUAAUAAGAAUAGAUGAGGCUAGACCCGAGAGCAUUGACAGGUAUUUUUAUAUCUGGACAAUGCUACAGCAAUAGGGUCCGGUCUAGACUUGUUUCAGUGUGACUUUGAAACUGCGCGUGCGUGUGAUUUCAUAGGACCCUGAUGUCGAUCAUUCCCGAGCGGCCUAAGACGCGCCGUUAGUCUUGAAGAUAAUAGAUAGGAAACAGGAGAUAGCAAGUGUCCCACCGACCCAACAACCACCGAAAAAGACGCACGAAUUACCUUUCAAGAUGAACUGUGUCCGGACAUGCCAACCCAGUCUCUACUUCCGUCAUAUCAUCCACACGGUGUACCUCAGGAUGGCACCACCCCUGCUUACCAGUUUGCCUCGAAGCGCUAGAAACCUGUCAGGAUCCAGGGCUCAACCCCACAUCCCCAUGAGGCUGUUUUAAGGCAGCCCCACGAGAGCACGAAGCGACCAAUCACGACUAGAGCAUAGACCCGGGAUCUGCACCGUGGGAAGAUCGGGAGAACAAACUUCGCAAUCUUGCACAGUUCCUGGGCCCGAUUAUUAAGCCGGGGCGGGCAGUAGUAGCCGCCUAGCUUGCCUAGUCGGGACUAGUCUGACAAUGCUCCUUGGUCAUUGCGUAGCCUAAGGGGG
Messenger RNA from Aspergillus melleus, 2217 nucleotides. It is a transcript of the gene dspC, whose product is annotated as dual specificity phosphatase YVH1. The coding region runs from base 110 to 1147 and encodes 345 amino acids. The transcript has 4 exons. NCBI's taxonomy places the organism in Eukaryota, Fungi, Ascomycota, Eurotiomycetes, Eurotiales, Aspergillaceae. Gene Ontology annotation, molecular function: protein tyrosine/serine/threonine phosphatase activity. The record is from RefSeq and is a predicted model, not a curated record. Gene Ontology annotation, biological process: protein dephosphorylation. Gene Ontology annotation, cellular component: nucleus.